Colossoma macropomum (tambaqui) is the source of this 7286-nucleotide messenger RNA. RefSeq names its product ADAM metallopeptidase with thrombospondin type 1 motif, 9 (gene adamts9). Gene Ontology annotation, biological process: proteolysis; extracellular matrix organization. The record is from RefSeq and is a predicted model, not a curated record. Gene Ontology annotation, molecular function: metalloendopeptidase activity; zinc ion binding. NCBI's taxonomy places the organism in Eukaryota, Metazoa, Chordata, Actinopteri, Characiformes, Serrasalmidae. The transcript has 40 exons. Gene Ontology annotation, cellular component: extracellular matrix. The coding region runs from base 145 to 5913 and encodes 1922 amino acids.
AGACAUGUAAAGCCGGCCGAAAGGAGCGCGGGCAGCAGCGGCCGUGGAGCUCUCCGUAGCUGGACGCCGGCAGGAGGGAAUAAAAGAGGAGAGAAAAAGAAGAAGAAGCAACAGCAGAGGACGAGUGGAGGGGGCAAACCGACCAUGCACGCGCUGCUCUGGGCUGUACUGUGCCUGCUGCCUGACCUGGCGCAUGCAGUCGUCACGGCGGACUCGAGGAAAGCAGCCCCAUCGCACCCGCAGCUUGGCGCCUAUCAAAUCGUGACUCCCGCGCGCGUGGACGAGGCCGGCGAGCCGCUGCCCGCGAGCGCGCACUUCAAACGCAGGAGGAGGAGCGUCGAGGCGCCUGGAGAGCACGAGCACUGGAUCACGGAGCGCGUGCACUACCGCAUCGCCGCCUUCGGCCAGGACUACCGCCUCAACCUGACGCUGGACAGCAGCUUCCUGGCGCCCGCCUACAGCGUCACAGUGCUCGGCUUGGGCGGCGGACGGAACUUCACGGAGGAAGAGGAGGAAGAGGAGGAGGAGACGGCGUACGAGCACUGCUUUUACCGGGGACACGUGAAUGCGCACGCGGAGCACACUGCUGUGAUCAGCCUGUGCUCCGGUCUGCUUGGCACUUUCAGGUCGUCAGAAGGGGAGUAUUUCGUGGAGCCCCUGCACAGCUACGACGGUGAACAUUAUGAAGAAGAACACAUCAAACCUCAUAUCGUCUACAGAAAAGAUGCACACAAGAGUGCCGAAGAAGACGCAUCCGCAUGCAAUGCUUCAGGUCAUGAGCAGACACAAAGGGUACAGGGGGGUGAGGAGGAGGGCAGGACGUCUCCCAGCAUGCCGUCCGACCUGGAGGCUCUCAGCGCGGGGGUCUCCUCUGGCCCCUUCUCCUCAGCGGAAAACCAGCAGCUCCCGGCUAACGGCAGCAGUGACUCAGGACCUCACCGGAGAUCAAAGCGCUUCCUCUCCUACCCGCGCUUCGUGGAAGUCAUGGUGGUUGCCGACUCCAAGAUGGUGGAACACCACGGGAGCAACCUCCAGCACUACAUUCUCACACUGAUGUCAAUCGUUUCCUCAAUCUAUAAGGAUCCCAGCAUUGGCAACCUGAUUAACAUCGUCGUCGUGAAGCUGGUCAUCAUAAACAAUGAGUUGGAAGGUCCUGUGAUCUCGUUCAACGCACAGUCCACUUUAAAGAACUUCUGUAUAUGGCAGCAGGGUCAGAACCACCUCGACGACAACCAUCCCAACCACCACGACACGGCCAUCCUCAUCACCAGGCAGGACAUCUGUCGAGCCCGGGACAAGUGCGAUACCUUAGGUCUUGCGGAGCUGGGCACAGUGUGUGACCCCUAUAGAAGCUGCAGCAUCAAUGAAGACAAUGGCCUCAGUACUGCUUUCACCAUCGCUCAUGAGCUCGGCCAUGUGUUCAACAUGCCCCAUGAUGACAAUUAUAAAUGUAAGGAGGACGGGGUUAAGAAUCAGCAGCAUGUGAUGGCCCCCACGCUCAACUACUACACCAACCCCUGGAUGUGGUCCAAAUGCAGCAGGAAAUACAUCACAGAGUUCCUCGACACAGGGUAUGGGGAGUGUUUACUCGACGAGCCCGUAUCUAGGCCAUACACUCUGUCCCAGCAGCUGCCCGGACGGAUAUACAAUGUCAAUAAACAAUGUGAACUCAUAUUUGGGCCUGGGACGCAGGUGUGCCCAUAUAUGACGCAGUGUCGAAGGCUGUGGUGCACCAGCCCAGAGGGAGCUCAGCGUGGCUGCCGAACCCAGCAUAUGCCCUGGGCUGACGGGACUGACUGCGCUCCCGGAAAGCACUGCAAACAUGGCCUGUGCAUCCCAAAGGAGCAUGACUCCAUGCCAGUAGAAGGAGCAUGGGGUGUUUGGAGUCCCUUUGGCUCCUGCUCGCGCACCUGCGGAGGGGGGAUAAAGAUUGCCGUCCGGGACUGCAACCGACCCCUGCCCAGAAAUGGGGGUAAGUACUGCGUUGGACGUAGGAUGAAGUUCCGCUCCUGCAACUCUGAGCCAUGUUCUAAGCAGGACCAAGACUUCAGAGAGGAGCAGUGUGCCACCUUCAACGGGCGCCAUUUCAACAUCAACGGUCUACCUCCAAACGUGCGCUGGGUGCCCAAGUACAGCGGCAUUCUAAUGAAGGAUCGCUGUAAGCUCUUCUGCAGAGUGGCCGGCAGCACAGCCUACUAUCAGCUCAGGGACCGCGUCAUCGACGGCACGCCAUGUGGCCCCGACACCAACGACAUAUGUGUGCAGGGCCUGUGCAGGCAAGCGGGAUGUGACCAUGUUUUGAACUCCAAGGCCAGGAGAGAUAAAUGCGGAGUGUGUGGGGGAGACAACUCCUCCUGCAAGACUGUAGCAGGCACUUUCAACACAGUGCACUAUGGUUACAACGUAGUGGUGCGUAUCCCCAGCGGUGCUACUAAUAUCGACGUGCGACAGCACAGCUACUCAGGGAAACCACAGGAUGAUAACUACCUCGCCGUGGCCAACAGUCGUGGAGAAUAUUUACUCAACGGAGAUUUUGUGGUCAGCAUGUUUAAAAGGGAAAUCAAAGUAGGGAACGCCAUUAUAGAGUACAGCGGCUCUGACCACGUGAUCGAGAGAAUCAACUGCACUGACCGCAUCGAGGAGGAGAUCGUCGUCCAGGUGCUAUCUGUAGGUAACCUCUACAAUCCAGAUGUCAGGUAUUCCUAUAACAUCCCCAUAGAGGAUAAGACUCAGCGGUUUAUCUGGGAUGCGUACGGCCCGUGGCAGGAGUGUAGCCGCCUGUGCCAAGGUGAACGUAAGAGGAAGAUCCUGUGCAGUCGUGAGUCUGACCGUGUGGUGGUUUCAGACCAGAGGUGUCACGGCUCACCUCGACCUGCCGCCAUCACAGAACCAUGCAACACAGACUGUGAACUCAGGUGGCACAUCGCCCGUAAGAGUGAGUGUACAGCUACGUGCGGACUGGGCUACCGCACCCUGGAAAUCUACUGUGCAAAACACAGCCGAACCGACAGCAAAACCCAGAAGGUUGACGACCGAUACUGCAGCAACCAGCGCAAGCCUGAUGACAAGGAGGUUUGCCAUGGAGACUGUAACCCUGGAGGCUGGGAAUAUUCACCCUGGUCAGAGUGCUCUAAAAGCUGCGGAGGUGGAACACGACGCCGGAGCGCGGUGUGCGGAAAGUCGUCUGAGGAUGAUGAUGAUGAGAGCAAAUGCAACUCGAGAGACAAGCUCACUGUCCAGCCCUGCAAUGAGUUCCUGUGUCCACAGUGGAAGACUGGGGACUGGUCAGAGUGCCUUGUGACAUGUGGAAAGGGCUACAAGCACCGGCAGACAUGGUGUCAGUUUGGAGAGGACCGGCUAGACGACCGUUUCUGUGACUCGUCCAAACCGGAAUCAGUGCAAGCAUGUCAGCAGCAGGAAUGUGCGUCCUGGCAGGUCGGACCCUGGGGACAGUGUACCACCACAUGUGGUCCUGGCUAUCAGAUCAGAGCAGUGAAGUGUGUGGUGGGCUCGUACGGCUCCGUCAUGGACGACACCGAAUGUAACGCUGCGACGCGGCCGACUGACACGCAGGACUGUGAAAUCUCUCAGUGUCCCGUCACCCAUCCUGUUUCUCCGGAGACAAAAGUGGUGCCUCAUCCUGGCCAUAAAACACAGUGGCGCUUUGGAUCGUGGACUCAGUGUAGCGCCACCUGCGGGAAGGGCACGCGAAUGCGCUAUGUGAGUUGCCGUGACAACCAGGGUGGUGUGGCGGACGACUCGGCCUGUGCUCACCUGCCCAAACCCCCGGCCCGAGAGGUCUGCUCUGUAGGGGCCUGCGGUCAGUGGAAGGCCUUAGAAUGGACUCAGUGCUCCGUUUCAUGUGGUCAGGGCAAAGCUACUCGGCAGGUGCUGUGCGUGAACUUCAGUGACCAGGAUCAGGUGGUGGACAUGAGCGAGUGCGACCCCGACGAUCGUCCUGCGACGGAGCAGGAGUGCAACAUGGCCCAGUGUCCGUCUCGCUCCAGCGACCACGGGGGCUUCCCCCCCAGCCCGGAUAGCCGUAAAAGAGUCCCGCCCAGCGGCCGGGCGGACCGAAACCGAGGCCGCCCGCACCAGUGGAGGACUGGACCAUGGGGAGCGUGCUCGAGCACGUGUGCCGGUGGAUUCCAGCGCCGUGUGGUGGUUUGCCAGGACGAGAACGGCUAUCCUGCUAACAACUGUGAUGAGAGCAUCCAGCCUAUAGAGCAGCGGUCUUGUGAGUCCGGACCCUGUCCACAGUGGGUGUACGGCAGCUGGAGCGAGUGUUCGAAGCCCUGCGGUGGGGGAAUAAAGACGCGGCUGGUGGCCUGUCAGCGGCCCAACGGGGAGCGCUUUAACGACCUGAGCUGUGAAAUUCUUGACAAACCGCCGGACCGAGAACAGUGCAACACGCAGUCCUGCUCGGCCAAUCCGCACUGGAGCACGGACCCGUGGAGCUCGUGCUCCGCCUCCUGCGGGAGAGGGUACAAGUACCGUAACGUGACCUGCGUCGGCCACUCCGGGGAGCCGGUCCCGGAGGAGAACUGCCGGCACCUGUCCCACCCCCAAAAGCAGAGGCGAUGCAGAGGUGGGCGCUGUCCCAAGUGGAAGACGAGUGCCUGGGAAGAGUGUUCAGCCUCGUGUGGUGCCGGCGUGCAGCGGAGAGAGGUUUAUUGUCAGAUUGGAGAUCAGCACAGGACGCCGGACUCAGAGUGCUCCCGGUCCCCCCGCCCACUGCCCACCCAAACCUGCCGACUGGAGGACUGUCCCGCACAUUACAGAUGGAGUCAGGGAGAGUGGCAAGCGUGUAGCAAAACAUGUGGCUCUGGCCGCCGCCGUCGGACAGUGGUGUGUCUGGAUCACAACGAGCACGAGGUGCAUGAGAUGUACUGCUUGGACCACCAGAGACCAGCAGACACCGAGCUGUGUAACACUCAACCCUGCGAGUUCAUCUGGAUCACAGGAGACUGGACCGAGUGCUCCGUCACCUGUGGCCAGGGCUAUAAGAGGAGGCUGGUGUCCUGCAGUGAAGUGCACGCUGGGAAUGAGAACUAUGAGUAUGGUCACCAGGCAUCAUCAAACUGCCCUGGGACCCCUCCUGAAAGUUACAUGGCCUGCAGUCUGCCCCCCUGCCCUCCUAGCCACACCUGGAGAGUGGGCAUCUGGGGACCUUGCUCUGUGAGCUGUGGUGAAGGCUGGAUGGAGCGCUCAGUGCAGUGUGUUUCAGCAGAAGGGGACCUCAGUGAUGAAUGCCCCACCACUUCCAGGCCGGAGGGCCGUAAGACCUGCAGUAACCCCUCCUGUCAUCUGCCCACCAGCUGCAGGCAUGUGCAGAUCCAGACCGGCAUUGUGUCUGAUGGAGAGCAGGUUCUGAGUGUGCAGGGCAAAGCGCUUAAAAUCUACUGCUCAGAGAUGAACACAGACAAUCCGAAAGAGUACAUCACUCUCACGACUGGAGAGCGCGAGAACUUCUCGGAGGUUUUUGGAUUCAGGCUGUUGGACCCCACGCAGUGCCCAUCCAACCUCAGCAGGAGAGAUGACUGUCAGUGUCGGAGAGACUACACAGCCGCCGGCCUGUCCACCUUCACCCGGGUCAGACUGGACCUCAGCAAGAUGACCAUCAUCACCACAGACUGGACGUACGCUUUCACUCAUGAAGGUCACAAGGUUCCUUUUGCCACUGCGGGAGACUGCUACAGCGCCGCCCGCUGUCCACAGGGUCGAUUCAGGAUCAAUCUCUCAGGAACAGGCUUUCAAGUGGCUGAAAGCACCACGUGGAUUUCCCAAGGGAACUACGCCGUGGCCGACAUCCACAAGUCACAGGAUGGCAGCAGAGUGACAGGAACGUGUGGUGGCUACUGUGGAAAAUGCACUCCCUCCUCCAGCUCCGGCCUUCUCGUUCAAGUCACAUGAGCCACGUUUCGAACAGGACUCUCCUGUGUUGUUUCUCUCUCUGUGGUGCUAAAGGCGAUGAAGAACAUCCUUCUUUCCCCCAACACAUGUAGCAUAUGUACAUAUGUAAAUAACAGAGGUGUAUCUAAUAUACAAAAAUACAUUUAAUUAUUUAUUAUAUUCCACAUUUAUUUUUAUAUUGUGCAGUUAUUUAAAUUCUAACAAAGCCAUGUGUCAUGAACAGCCUUAACAAAAGACUGUUGUGAUGUCAUUCAUCGCGUAAUUGUGCUUUAGUGUAACACAUGACAUGCCCUUCUAAUAAUGUGUGGCUUUAUUUUUAUCAGUAGUUUUUUAGUACUUUUGAUAAUCUGAAGAAGCACGCUAGGGAGCUGCAGUAGUUGGGACUGGAUUGUCUGAGUGCGGGAUGGACAGUAGGCUGGUCAGAUGCUGUCUUAUUACAGUGGGACAGUAAUAAGUUUAAUAAACCUCACUGUCUUGAGCAGAUGGGUUAUUAAGGACUUAGGAAGUGUGAAAUCUAGAAUGCAGCAGAAAAUAGCACAGAAAGUAUAUUUGCGUCCUGCAUCUGCGUGUCGAUGUUCACACGGCUUGGCAGCUGGCCGUUUCAGAGAACUUGCUGAAAGCAGCUGCAUGAUCCAAGGUGAAACCUCAAGGUGGUCCAGGUGCAUGAAGCAGGUGGCCUUGUCCCGGUCUAAGGGAGCGGUGGAUGGAACUGGGGUGACUCUCGGCAGUGUGCAGGCAUUCGGGAUGGCGGAGGGGCAGCUGGAGCGAGUUCAGACAGAAUAGCAGAAGUACGCUUACACACAGGGCGGCAGGAGAUAUAUAUGUAGUGUUGGAGUUAGGGGGUCAGCGCAUGUCUUGAUGGACUAUGUAUAUGUUCAAAUUUCAUCCCAGUCCUUAUAUGGAAACUAAGCUGUGCAGAUAAAAAGCCCAUUUUGAUGUCACAACCAUGAACACAUAUACAUAUGACUGCCCAUGCGCACUGAAGCACAUGGGCAGUCAUAUGUAUAUGUGACUGUCUGUAGGAGUUCUUGGACUGGAUGAUAUGGGAAAUUAAACGUAGUACUGUUCCUGGCUGCCAGGAAGCAAAUUGAUCAUUCCUUACAUCCGAUAGGACUGGCUAAAGUUUAUCAUUUCAGUCUAAACUUGUAAAAACGUUUACAAAAGUUUUACAGAACAGUUUCCACUGAUUUUUCAAAAAAUUUCACAUAAUUCAGUCUUUGUGAUGUAAACAAACUCAUUCAGAGUGCUUUGAUUUUAAAUGGUGCCUUGCAGAGAAAUUAACUGACUCAAAUUUCUUUACAGUGGUGGUGACGGGAACCAGGGGUCACAAUAUCUACAACACAAAACCAUUUUAUUUCAUUUCCAAAACAGCC